AUUUGGGCUAACCAAAAAGUAUUCAUUUUUUUUCUUCUUUUCUUGGUACUUGGCUACAAAAUUAUCAUAUAUGCGAGUAACAUCGUUUUCUUCCUAGAAACAUAUAGAUGGAGAAAGAAAGUUAGUCUGUGGGUUGGCCGUCGAACUCUUGACAUAUAACAUCGAAACAAUACCAACCAAACAUAGUUCGCCACGUAACUGACGGUUACCGUCCAGUCUCUAUGGGUUGCUUGAUUUCUCCUGUAAUGAAACUCCGUCGUCUAUCUUCAACUGAUUCGCGGCGGUUUGCGUACCGGAAUCUGACAGACGAAGAUAUGGAGGAUUCGGUCGUAAGGGUGGUGGUAGGGAAAGAGAAGAAGGAGUUCAUGGUCGAACCGUACGUACUCGAAGAGGCGCCGUUUAGAAUCUUGAUUGGUUCGGUUAAGGAUCGUACCAAGACCCGGUUUAACCGGACUGGGAGUGUUGUAUGGCUUGAUCAUAUCGACUCGAUCUUGUUCGAGCACUUGUUGUGGCUUCUUCGUAACGAUGCAUCUACAUUUUCGGAUAUGGAUGUCGUCGAGAUCAUUGAGUUCUAUUCUCAAGAUUGCUAGAGAAAGAAAUUGAUCUAACGUGGAAUAAUAAAGUGUUGUUUCUUCGCAUUAACACGUGUAUUUUGUGAUGGUAAGAUCUAGUACUGAUACCAACUUACCAAAGGUCCAAAACAGCUUGUACUAUUAAUUGGUCUUUUUAAAGAAGUAAUGAAUCUACAUUACAUGACCUUAUACUAUUUUGGUUUGGUUCAGUUUUUAGAUGUAUGUUAAAUGUAAGAAAUACCUCUUGUUUACUUGGUAUUUGUUUUUCGAUAGAUACCGGGGGAGAUUAGUUUGCUGUUAAAGAGAGAUUAUAGUUUGCUGUUAAUCUUGGAUCGGAUUGCAUGGUUUGAUUUGUUUAAACGGAAAAUUUUUUGCGAGCACUAGACGGCUAUAUUAAUUGUUUGCUGUAUAACGAGAAGGUCCUUUGAAUAUUUGCUACACACGUUGAUCUUUAAAGCUGCCCCAGUAUUAGUUUGAAAUUAGAUAAACGAUGAACCAACAAAACUGUUCUCUUUUUAGUAAAAAAAAACUGUUUUAUUUGAAAUUUAAUCAUGGAGUCUUUCAUGUAGAGUUUCUUAAAAUUUUAAACUAAAAUUUAUAUUAUUUAAAUGAUAUGUAUAUCUUUAACCACAUUAAAGUUUAUAAAAUACUUUUGAGAGAUUUUGAUAUUGGUUUUAAAAAUUUUAAAAUAUCCAUUAAGCAUAUGCUUUAGUGUUACAUUUUAAGAGACUCAACAUUAAAAGUUCUAUACGUUUUGUUCCAACUAGU
Brassica rapa (field mustard) is the source of this 1340-nucleotide messenger RNA. RefSeq names its product auxin-responsive protein SAUR77-like. Gene Ontology annotation, biological process: response to auxin. Lineage: Eukaryota; Viridiplantae; Streptophyta; Magnoliopsida; Brassicales; Brassicaceae. The record is from RefSeq and is a predicted model, not a curated record.